Molecule: messenger RNA, 495 nt
Organism: Chinchilla lanigera (long-tailed chinchilla)
Lineage: Eukaryota; Metazoa; Chordata; Mammalia; Rodentia; Chinchillidae
Product: prolactin-like
Exons: 3
Coding region: 1-495 (164 amino acids)
Biological process (GO): mammary gland development; female pregnancy; positive regulation of cell population proliferation
Cellular component (GO): extracellular region
Molecular function (GO): prolactin receptor binding; hormone activity
Source: RefSeq, a predicted model, not a curated record
AUGUCCAGUGUAGGAGAUCACAGAAGGGGUGGUUUAGCAGUGGAGCCUGGUUCUUUCUUCCAGAUAAAGUCUAUUUCACAGUGUGAAGUAUCUCUUACAGUGUCCACCUAUCUUGCUGCUCAGGAUAAGGACUUGAUCAUCCUGAUGAUCCGCUUGAUGCGCUCCAGGGAUGAUCCACUGAGCCAGUUCCGGACCGCAGCUGCUCGCCUGCCGAAGGUUCCCCCGAGUUUCCUGCUGAACACUGAAGUGAUCCAGGAGAAAAUGCAGCAAAUUUUGGAAGGCCUGAAGACCAUCGCCUUACCGAUUGACCCUCAAAUCUGGAACUAUGGGGAACCUGUCCUCUGGAAUGAACUCCCAUCUUUGCAGUCAACUGAUGGAGUCGUAUUCAUGGAUACCUUUUACAACCUGUGCAGAUGCCUCCACAGGGAUACACAUAAGGUGGACACUUUCCUAAAGAUUCUGAAGAAGCGAAUGGCCUAUGCUGACACCUCCUGA